Labrus mixtus (cuckoo wrasse) is the source of this 4154-nucleotide messenger RNA. It is a transcript of the gene dlk2, whose product is annotated as delta-like 2 homolog (Drosophila). Lineage: Eukaryota; Metazoa; Chordata; Actinopteri; Labriformes; Labridae. The transcript is spliced from 6 exons. The coding region runs from base 385 to 1605 and encodes 406 amino acids. The record is from RefSeq and is a predicted model, not a curated record. Gene Ontology annotation, molecular function: Notch binding; calcium ion binding.
UUCAAACACACACACACACACACACACACACACACACACACACACACAUACAGAUACACAAUAAGUAUUCCAGGCAUGUUAGUUCCUGUCUUUGCGAAGGUUGUGUUCGUCGCAGUAAUCUUUGGAAAAAUGAUCCUGCUCGUUAUUUCCCGCCGCCUGCCAGUCGAGCGCGUGGGCAGAGCAACCUGAAGGUCCGUCGCUACAGCAACAGGCUGAACAGACCAAAGCUUGGAGCAGAAGGAAAAACAAGAGACUUACUACGACGGGAAAACAACAAAACAUGAAGAGCUGACAGGAGAGACUAAGAGGAGAUGUGAAGAGAUCAAAUCAGCAGAAGAAGAAGGAGGAAAUAAAAACAGGAAGCAGCAGUUUGUCCUUGCCGACAUGUCCUCAGCCCGAGCUGCAGCCGUCCUGUUGCUACUGAGCUGCUGCCUCCUCAUCGCCCUUCUCGUCCCACCCUGCACAGGUCAAGGAAGUGACUGCAGCUGUAACGUGACCAACAGCCGCUGUGACGAGACAGGAGUGUGCAGAUGUGACCCUGGUUGGGACGGUCAGCACUGUGACCGCUGCGUGCCGAUGCCUGGCUGUCUGCACGGUUCCUGUCAGCAACCAUGGCAGUGCAGCUGUGAGCCAGGCUGGGGGGGCCGAUUCUGUGACAAAGACCUGUUCGUGUGCUCACAGCAGCAGCCCUGUCAGAAUGGAGCCACCUGUGUGAUGGAGGACAGUGGUGAAUACACGUGUCUGUGUCCUGAAGGUUUCCAUGGCAGAGACUGUCACCUGAAGACCGGACCCUGCCAUCAGAGGAGGUCUCCGUGUAAAAAUGGCGGUCUGUGUGAGGAUGCAGAUGGCUUUGCAGAGAAGUUAACGUGUCGCUGCCUGGCCGGCUUCACGGGAGCGCGCUGUGAGAUAGACGUGGAUGACUGUCUGAUGAAGCCAUGUGCCAAUGGCGCAACUUGCCUGGAUGGUGUCAACCGCUUCUUGUGCCUCUGCCCGGCUGGCCUCACCGGACGCUUUUGCACGGUCAACCUGGACGACUGUGCCAGCCGGCCAUGCCUCAAUGACGGCCGCUGCUUGGAUCUUGCCGGAGGCUUCCAUUGCAUUUGCAAGUCGGGCUACACCGGCACCACCUGUGAAACUGUGCUGAUAAGACACAACAACCAAGAGCCUGGCUGGACGACGGUCGGCUGGGAAGGAGGAGGGGGAGGCGGGGUCAGACCUCAGCUGACCACUGGGGGGAGAAACCAGAGGAGCAGCAUCACCAACAGCAAUGACAGCAAUCCUCAAGGCGACAGGCUGCUUAAGGUGACAGUGAGCGAGCGCAGCGCUGCUGGCCUGUCGGAGGUGCAGCUCAUCAUCCUGCUGGUGCUGGCUGGGAUGACACUCGGGGUGGUGGUGCUGACCGCCACCCUUGUACUGCAGGGUCACUGCAGGGAUUGUAGCCACGCCCUCUGCCAGUGUCUGACAUUAUCAUCAUCAACAUCAUCAUCACAACAGGGAGGAAAGACGAGGUGCCGGCAAACAGGACAGGAUGAGCAUGAAUGUCAGAUUAGCUUCCUGAAUGUAUCAGAACAGGAGAAGAAGAAACUGAACACUGAAGUGGUAUAGACUGAGUGGGUGCAACACCCAUGGAACAAAAACAGAGAGAGAGAAAGAGAGAGACUGGUGGCUAGGCUCUCUCACACAGCACUGCAGAGGAACCUGGGUCUGAACUGGGUCCACCAACAGGAUGAGUUUUUAGUCUCGAAGUGUGAACCUGAUAUGCUAAUGAACGGUGACAUCAUUACAUGUGUAUUUACAUUUGUUCUGAAUACAUGUGACAUUACCUGGUGCCUACAUCACCAACAAUGAACCCCAGCAUGUUCAGUUGUGUAUCAGUUGGGGUGCUGGAUUUUUAUCCUGGAGCAUGUAGCCUGCCGUAGAGACGAGCAGCGGUCUACAGAGGUCUGGAAAGAUGCAGUGAGUUUAAAAACUUGAGUCUUGGGUCACAACAAACACUGAGUGACAUCACUUACGGACUUUUAUUGGACUUCAAACAGAAUACUCUGAAGACACUUAAUGCUAGGAGUUGUUCCUUUCACCUGCUAACCCUGAGGAACACCUGCAGAGGUGUUAAAACGAGAUGUCAUUUACCCGGGUUUGAUGUUUUGAAUGAACAGAUCAGAUUUUUAAUCUAAAAAACAGGAUGAGAUGUACAAAACAAUAUACAGUACACACUAUUUGGGUUAUUUAAAGCUCCUGGGAGGAUUUUUUUUUAGCUGGUUUUGAAACAGGCUGUUAUUAAUUCUGAUGACUCUGAGCUACAAAAACAAACAAAACCAUCAGCGACAAAUCUGUUUAUUUCUAUAAAUAUAUUUUUAAUGUCUGAAACAGUUGGAGAAGGGUAGGUGUCAGACGAAGAUUAGCCCCGUUUACAUUUUCCAUGGCAAAGAUUCAUGAAGAGAGAUAUGUUUGACAUUUAAAAGACAUUUUUAUUCAAAAACACGACUACAGGACAUAAUAAGCAAAGAUAUAAGAGCUGCAGCUUUGUGCACAGAGGACCUGAAAAAACAACACAAUAAAAAGUUCCUCACAGGAGCUACAUUUAAAUUCUUUUUUUAAUCAACCCUGCUAAAUAGAUGGUUAAUGGACGUGGACUUGUAAAGUGCUCUCUUACCUUUUCUAGUCUUCUAACUAGUCAGUGCUUUUGAAACUACAUGUCACUUUCACCCAUUCACAGCACAUUCACACACUGAUGGCAGAUACAUAAAGUGCCCAUCAGUAUUAACUUCUGAUGAAGUGACUAUCCCACUGAGCCACAGCCAACCCUUAUGCAUUAUGUAAACUUGAAAAAUGACUUAUUAAUUUAGAAUUACAAAAUAAAUUGGGACUAAGUCCAAAUGGUAGAAAAGGUUUGAGGCACUAUGUAUUGGUGAUUUGAUCAACAGUCCCUAUUAAGGUCCAUAGCUCAGUAAUCCAGAGUCAAGAAUGCAUUUGAGUUUUCAUUUGAAUGAAAAUAAAUAAAAACAGGUUUAAUGUAUUAACUUGGAAUCUGAAAAGAUGCUCAAAGAUGGAUUUUUUUCACUUUGAUUUGAGGCAGACCAGCUGUUUCACCCUGUUUUCUCUCUUCAUCAUAAGCUUAGCCUAAAUAGCUCCUGGUUGAGUUUCUUACUCAUAGAACAGAAAAAGAGUUGUGUAGAUUUUAACUUUUGAAACUCGAAGACAGGAAGAGAAAAAGAGUAUUACUGUGAAUGUUGAACACUUCCUUAAGAGCCUUCCAACAAAAGAAGACACACUCAAUGGAAAGACCCAGCACUAACACUUAUUGAUCUCAGAGGUGUUUGCUGUCCCGUAGUAAAGACAGAUUAUCUGUCAGGGGGAAGUUCAAUGUUGAUGUGACGACAGACAAUGUUUGUCUCUGGUGGUGUUUUGUUUGUUCUCUGGGGAAUCUGAUGAGAAAACUUCAAUCACAGAAAAUCAGAGUAGACAUAAAACACACAUAAAAGCAAACCAAGUAACAUGUUAAAGCGCUCAGCUCUGUUACAUUUCAACCACACAUUCAGCUUGGACUAUUUUUUUAUAGACAGAAACUGGGGAAGAAUGUAACAACAGAAAUAAUCUCUUGUGUUUCAGCACAUCAACUCAUCUUUAAAUAAUGGAGUGAUUGAGCCUUUAGACUGAACAAUAUUUGUAUUUUUAUAUGAAACUUGAUGUGCCAAUAUAAUUGACAUAUAUAUGUAAUAUAUAUGUCAUGUAAAAGUAAAAAAUACUUGUGGUCAGAAAAAAUAAGAACAAAUUUCUAUGUGAUAUUAAAAAUUUAUUUUCCUUUUAUCGCACUGUUUUUAUUCAACAUACCAUAAUUAUUAAACAUAACAUAAUUGGUAUACGUUUACUUCAACAGUACCCAGAUAUCAACUUUUAUAUGAAUAUCCUGUCCUUGGGAAAUGUGAGCUCAGAGCAAACAUGUCGUUUUUAUACCGUGUCUUAUAUGUGGGUGAAUUCCUCUGUGUGUUCUUGACUAUCAUGUGUUAAACAGAAACCCUGUGUCCCCUUGCAGCUUUAAAGCUAAUUUAUUGCCGUAAUUUAUCAGUGGUAUAUGAGUGUCUUGUUCUAUGCUGAGAGUCAGAGGUUUUUAUUAAAAACUGUGUGCAAUAAAGUUGUGAAUGACAAGCUCUGAA